UUGGAGACUUGUGGCAUCAAUCCUCCAAUCCCAAGCCUUGGGAUUUUGGGGUUCCAAAGAAUAUGCCAGGGAACUACUCCAUGCUUUGAUUUCGUUACCUCAGUUCAUCCUAACACGCUUAGUAUAUGCUCCCAAAUAUUCCCCCCCUUCCUCAGCUUAUAAUCAUCUGCUCUUCUUGGUGGUUCAGAUACCUGCACACAGCAAUAUGCUUGAUUCAUCUGCCAAGCUGAGAUCAAUUCAGUUUUAGGAGACAUGAAGUUUGGCAAAAGGCUGAAGGAGCAGAUAGAGGAGACUCUCCCAGCAUGGAGGGGCGAGUUCUUGUCCUACAAGGACCUUAAGCAGCUGGUGAAGCUCAUCCCGGAAGCCCAGCCUUGCUCCAAGGUCGAGGCUGAGUUCAUCGAUCUGCUGAAUUUCGAGAUCGACAAGCUCAAUGCCUUCUUUGUUGGGCGGGAGGAGGAAUUCAUCAUCAGGCAAAGGCAUUUGCAGGAGAUGAUCAAGAGGGUGGCUGAGAUGUAUCAGGCAAGAGGAAGAGAGGAAGAGUAUGCAAAGGAGAUGUCAAGGAUUAGGAAGGAGAUUGUGAACUUACAUGGGGAAAUGGUGCUGCUGGAGAACUACAGCAGCAUCAACUACAUAGGGCUAGCCAAGAUCUUGAAGAAAUACGACAAGCGCAGUGGGCGCCUCCUGCGACUACUCUUCAUCGAAAAGAUCCUGAAGCAACCUUUCUUCACAACAGAUCUCAUCUCGAAGCUAGUCAAGGAAUGUGAAAGCAUGAUAGAUUUAGUAUUCCCUUCCAAGUCCGAUCAUCAGCAAUUGAAACCAGAAGACAAAAGGAAAUUAGUAGGAGAAGAGCAGAGCAUAUUUAGGAGCACAGUUGUUGCUUUGGUGACAAUGCAGGAGAUGAGGAAAGGGAGCUCCACUUAUGGACAAUUCUCAUUGCCUCCUUUGAGCUUACCUGAUAAUCUACUGCAAUCCUUGCAGCCUACUCCCAUUCCUAUUCCCUGAUUCAUUAGUUUUCUUUACUCAAUACCAUCCUCAUAUGCUUGAGAAUAUACAUGCAAUAAUAUUCUGCUUUUGUUAAUUACCAGGAUGAAGUCAUGAUAUGAGAUUAGAAACUGAGAGACUCAGCAUAUAAAUAUUGGUUUGUUUUGGAAAAACUUCGGUCUUUCAAUGUCUCAGUAUAAGAUACAUGGGCUUGUUUUAUGUUUCAAGAAUUCAAUGGCUAAGCUUCAAGAUUUAUCUCUUUA
This is a messenger RNA of Zingiber officinale, 1244 nucleotides long. RefSeq names its product SPX domain-containing protein 3-like. Lineage: Eukaryota; Viridiplantae; Streptophyta; Magnoliopsida; Zingiberales; Zingiberaceae. The transcript has 3 exons. The record is from RefSeq and is a predicted model, not a curated record. Gene Ontology annotation, biological process: cellular response to phosphate starvation. The coding region runs from base 253 to 1002 and encodes 249 amino acids.